CAAUCCCACAUCACCAACCAAUGACGGUACUUCCGCGUGCGCCUCUCCUCGCCGAGCCUGAGUUUUCCCGUUAUCCAUGAUUUGGCUACACCUAAGUUGCGAUUUUUUGGAUGUCACAUCUAUAUUGCUAUGGUGAGAUCAAGGAAGAAUAGAAAGAGGGGUUGCGGUUCCUACGCCUAUCACCCCUAUCAUCCUCCUGUUCCUGGUUUCAAUUAUCCAGGUCAAGCUGGUCAAGCUUAUCCAUAUGAAUAUUUCUAUGACUAUGGCUACAAUAAUCCUGCUCCGCACCCUGUGCCAGAAGAAACUUAUUAUCAGUAUCCGCACCCUGUACCAGAGGUAAACUAUUAUCAGUAUCCGCAACCUGUGCCAGAAGAAAAUUAUCGUCAGGACUUCCAUGAUGACAAAGAGAAGAUAAACACUCCAGCACCAAGUAUGAAGGAGAAGGAUAAAGAUGUACGAAAUGAAGAUAAUUCUCAUCAGGGCCCUCACCCUGCGCUAAAUGGAAAGUCUUAUCCUGAUCCGCACCCUGCUCCAGAAGAAAAUACUGAUCAGGACGCUCACCCAGUGCUAGAAGAAAAUUCUUAUCAUAAUCCACACCUUGUGCAAGAAGAAAACUAUUGUCAGGACCUUCAUGAUGAAAAAGAAAAGAUAAACACUUUAGCACCAAGUAUGAAGGAGAAGGAUAAAGAUGUACAAAAAAAAAAAAAAAGAAAAAGGACAAAAAACAUAAGAUAAAAGCUAAGAAAUCGCGGAAGAGGCCUAAAAAGAAAAAGAAGAGUGCAAUUACAAGUAGCAGCAGUGAUGCAAGCAGCAGCAGUAGCGCCUCUGAUGAAUCGUCAAGCAGCAGCAGCUCAUCAGGUUCCAGCUCCUCUUCAAGCGAAACGUCUGAUAGUGAGUCAGACCAGCAACACUCGAAAAAG
Thrips palmi is the source of this 920-nucleotide messenger RNA. RefSeq lists its product as uncharacterized. The transcript is spliced from 2 exons. NCBI's taxonomy places the organism in Eukaryota, Metazoa, Arthropoda, Insecta, Thysanoptera, Thripidae. The record is from RefSeq and is a predicted model, not a curated record. The coding region runs from base 130 to 735 and encodes 201 amino acids.